Messenger RNA from Colletotrichum navitas, 1704 nucleotides. RefSeq names its product putative cytochrome P450. The transcript has 6 exons. The coding region runs from base 44 to 1633 and encodes 529 amino acids. Lineage: Eukaryota; Fungi; Ascomycota; Sordariomycetes; Glomerellales; Glomerellaceae. Gene Ontology annotation, molecular function: iron ion binding; monooxygenase activity; heme binding. The record is from RefSeq and is a predicted model, not a curated record.
ACCGGUCACAUAUUCGUCGGGAUUAUGCGCAACGGCAGAGACCAUGUUGAGCGUGAUACUUCCAUGCCUGGCGCUGCUUGGGCGCUUGACUACCUUGGCUUUUGGAUUCGGCUCAGUUGCUGUUGUUGCACUAUGCAUCCACAGGCUUUACUUCCACCCGUAUGCCAAGUACCCUGGGCCUCUUUUGGCUAAAUUGACAAGCUGGUACUCUGUAUACCAUACUUAUGUUGGUGAUCUUCACGUUGACAUUUGGCGAUGUCACGAGAAGUAUGGUGAUGUCGUUCGUUAUGGCCCCAACAGACUCCUGAUAAAUACGGAAGCGGGACUAAAAGGCAUCUACGGGCACGGUAAAAAUGUCCGGAAGGCCAAAUCUUACCACAGGGUGUCGCUGGUCAAGGGGGUCGAAGCCACUCAGAGUGUUGUGGACAAGACGAAGCAUGGGAAACUUCGAAGGAUUCUCAAUCAAGGACUUUCGGACUCACACAUUCGGACCAUUGACACACAGAUGACCGACAUCGCUUGCUUGCUCACUUCCAGCCUAGGUUCCGUGAAAGACCGAUUUGGUCCAGAUACUGGCGAACCCAGUGGCGGAUGGACAUGCGCCAAGAAUAUGGCCCAUUGGUGCGACUAUUUCACAUUUGACGUGAUGUCCCAACUCGUUUUUGGGAAGUCGUAUCAUCUCCUGGAGAGUUCCGACAAUCAUUGGAUUACAGACGCCAUCUUGGGUCAGAUGCGCCGUGUCAGCUUCCUGAUGCAGCUGCCAGAGUUGGAAGACAUGAAACUGCACAACAUCCUGUUUCCAAAUGCCCGCAAAAAAGCUCUGAAAUUCUCUUUGAAGAGCAGAGAGAUGAUGGAAAAGCGGGAAGAGGCUUCCGAAGGCGCUGCAAACGAUCUAUUCGCAAAACUUUUCUCCUCUAAGGACCCAGAGACAGGGGAAUCGCUCUCCCGACAGCAACUGUGGGCCGAGAGUAACCUGUUGAUUAUUGCCGGGUCCGAUACAUCAUCAACCGCAAUGGCCGCUCUUUUCUUCUACCUUACUAGAUACCCGGAUGCAUACGAGAAAGUUGUCAAAGAAGUUAGAAGCACCUUCCGCUCCGCAAAGGAAGUGUCUCAAGGCCCUAAGCUAUCUUCUUGCACAUACCUCAGAGCAUGCAUAUUCGAGGCUGCCCGCCUGUCACCUCCAGCUGCCGGUGCAAUGUGGCGUGAAGUGCAAGAAGGUGGUCUACAAAUCGAUGAUCUCCAUAUACCAGCUGGCUACGACGUCGGAACCGGCAUAUACUCUAUCAAUCAUAAUAGCGAGUACUAUGCUCGCCCUUUCAAGUUCUGGCCCGAGAGAUGGAUACCACAGGUGGUUGGUGAGGAGGCCGUUUCUAAAGCGAAGUCGGCGUAUGGUACAUUUUCCUUUGGACCGAGAAACUGCGUCGGCAAGGGCCUUGCAAUAAUCGAAAUCUCUCUCGCGAUGGCUGCUAUCAUCAGCGAGCUUGACUUCCGUAAAGACGAAGGAGGCAUGGGAACAAUUGGAGAAGGCUGCGGUGCAUUGAAAGACGAAUACCAGAUCUUUUGGGCAUUUACUAGUAUCAAGGAUGGGCCAUACAUACAAUUCCGGAGGGCACAGAGGAACGAAUUGGAUUGAAAACCCACCAAAACAAUAUAGGCAAGUGCCUUUAAACAAGAAAAGCCUAGCAAUCAGUAUGUGACUCGAGG